UAUCGUGCGGAGGGUGCGGAGCUGUCCGUGUUUGGUCCGCCAUGUUAGGCUCCUUGGGCCGUCUGACAGAGCUCACCUGGCCUUCGGAGCGCGGGAUGGAGCCUCAGGUGAACCUCCGCGUCACCUGCCGUGGGGACACCCAAAGUUUCCUGGUAUCGGACUCGGCGCACACGACUUGGGCAGAUGUGGAGGCCAUGGUUAAAGUUUCAUUUGACCUGGGCAACAUUCAGAUCAAAUACAUUGAUGAGGAUAAUGAUGAGGUCUCUGUGAACAGCAAAGAAGAAUAUGAAGAAGCUCUAAAGAUUGCAGUUAAACAAGGAAAUCAGCUUCAGAUGAAUGUGUAUGAAGAAGACUCUUGUCUGAAGGAAACUUCAAGUCCUUGUUCCUCUCAACUCUGUGAAAAAACUGGGACAGAAAAAUUGCUACUUCUUGAAGAGAAGAAAUCUCUUGUGCACUCUUCCAUGCUAGCUCAGGGUUUAGAAGAAGACUUAAAAAAUGGGAAGGAGCUGACAUUUCAGCAAAAGUUAAGUUACACCGGAGAAGGAAGAACAAAUGAAAACCCUCCAGAAUGGUUUACCAGCUACUUGGAAACAUUCAGAGAACAAGUCGUUAAGGAAACUGUUGAGAAACUGGAGCAGAAGCUAUAUGAGAAGCUUGUUCAUCACAGUCAGCCUCCAGAUCCUUCUGAGAGCUCUGUCACAGCAAUACCAUCAGAGAGCCAGCUGGGGAAUGGCAGCCAGUGUGACUGGCUGAUCUCCUGCUGCAGCUGCCAGGCCAGGAUUGUUGGAGUUCGCUACCAAUGCAGCCUCUGCCCAGCCUACAACAUCUGUGAGCAGUGUGAGGCAGGGACGUAUGCGCACAACCGCAACCAUGUCUUACUCAAGCUGCGCAGACCUGUGCUGGGUCCUGCUGAGAGCCAUGGCCCUGUGGAGGGUGCUCCUCACCUGCCUGCCACCCUGGAGCAAGUCAGGCUUCAGAAACAGAUGGACAAAAGGUUUCUGAAGGCAGAAAAGCAAAGACUGCGAGCAGAGAAGAAGCAGAGAAAAGCAGAAGUCCGAGAGCUCAAAAAGCAGCUAAAAUUGAACAGGAAAAUUCAUCUGUGGAACUCCAUCCAUGUAUUGGAAGCCAGUGGCUCGCCUGCUCUGAAAUCUGACAGUCUCCAACCCAAUACCUUCCUGGCUCCCAGUCAACCCUUCCAAGCAAUUGUCCCAACACUAAGUGCGGUGUUUGUGGAUGAGAACUUGCCUGAUGGUACUCACCUGCAGCCAGGAACAAAGUUCAUCAAACACUGGCGGAUGAAGAACACUGGCAAUGUGGAGUGGGGCGCAGACACAAAGCUGAAACUGAUGUGGGGAAAUCUGACCUUGGCAUCUUCUGAAAAAGAAUAUGUGUUAGUGCCAUCCCUUCCGUCAGGACAUGUAGGAACUGUUUCAGUUGAGUUUGUAGCUCCUAAUAUAGAAGGAACUUAUACCUCUCACUGGAGACUGUCACACAGAGGGGAACAGUUUGGGCCCAGGAUCUGGUGCAGUAUUGUUGUGGAUCCUUCCCCACCUACUGACUCUCCAGAACACAAUUGGAAGGAUUCUGACUCGUGUCAGAAGGAUAAAAAUUCCAGCACCAAACAGGCUGCUUCCUUAAAAACAGAAGCAGGUACUCAAGUGAUGGGUGAAGUCAUGGAGCAGGCUGAAAUACCUUUGCCACAUAUUCCUUUAAAGAUCAAAACUCUGCCAAGUGAGAGAGAAUUUUAUAUCCCAUCUGUUGAUCUCCUCACUGCACAGGAUUUGCUGUCUUUUGAGCUGUUGGAUAUCAAUAUUGUGCAGGAGUUAGAGCGAGUGCCACACAAUACUCCUGUUGACAUGACUCCAUGCAUGUCCCCUUUGCCACAUGAUAGCCCCUUGCUGGAGAAACCUGGCUUGGGUCAGAUAGAGGAGGAGAACGAGGGGAGCGGAUUUAAACCAGUGCCUGGAGUGAGUGAAGCCUGCUCUCCUGCAGAUGCUCGUGUAGUGAAACCAAAAGCUGAGCAUCCACUGACCCAGGAGGAAGGAGAAGAAGAUAUGAGUGGGACUCAGUUUGUCUGUGAAACUGUAAUUCGCUCUCUAACCCUGGAUGCUGCACCUGAUCAUAAGCCCCCACAAAAAAAGAUCUCCCAGAACUCUUUGCAAGCAUUGCAAGACACCUUCAGUUACAAUGUGAUAAAUGAAGAGUCUUCUAGGAUAAAAACUAAUUCCGCUUCCAGAAAGGAAGCAAAUAUUCUUCAGUCAGAGCCAAUGAUAGCAAAUGACUGUGGGGACCUUCAGCGAUCUGACAGAGCAAGCCCCUGCACUGAUCCUGGCAAUUCUGAUGGAGAUAAAGAUGAUGUUCAAAGUCAAGGUUCCUCUGCCUCAUCAGAGGAUUAUAUCAUUGUUCUCCCUGAGUGCUUUGACACCAGUCGUCCUUUAGGGGAAUCUAUGUAUAGCUCAGCUCUUUCUCAGCCCAGUUUGGAAAAGAGGGGAGAACCUGAAACGAGAGCAGAAACUCCAGAAGGGGAAAGCCAACCAGAGAUCCACAGUAUCAGUGAUACUUUGAUAACUUCGCAGGCACUGACUGUAGCCCUCCUUGCCCCAGAGACUGCAGAUAUCUUACCCCAGAUGCAAAGGAAUCUUGCAUCUCUUCAGAAUCCUGUCUUCCAAGAACCAAGCACACCAUCUGCAGAGAAUCUCUCUUCCAUUCAUAAUCAGCUAAGAGAAGAACCCAGUGGUGGAGACAGUCAUGGACCAGGAUCUUCUGGAUUUGUAGCUAGCAAACAGAAAUGCUCAGAAUACCCAAGAUACCCUCAAGGAAGCAGCAUUGCAGGAGAACUGGUUAAAGGAGCUUUGUCAGUUGCUGCUUCUGCCUACAAAGCAUUGUUUUCUGGACCACCCAUUAUAGCACAGCAGUCUGCAGCUGCGGAAGAGCACACAGCCACUCUUCUGUCCAGUCUCUGUGAGAUGGGGUUCUGUGACAAGCAGUUAAACCUGCAGCUGCUGAAGAAACACAACAAUAACAUGGUUCAAGUGGUAACUGAGUUGCUUCAGAUCAGUAACAGUGACUGGUACAGCAGCAGAUGCUGAACCUUCCUGGUGGAAGAAGGAAUCCUCUUCAUUUAGUAACCUUUUUUUAAACACAGUAACAGUAGCAGGUUGUUCCUCAUCUGCUUUCUCUUUGGAGGUGUGACUCCAGCUUUGAUUUUUCUUUGAGCUUUUGACUUUUUUCUCAUGGAAAUGUCAAGCAGUGCUUGUCACAGCAUCUUACAGAGACCAGAAUUUCAACUGCUAUUUGGAUCUCAUAGCUAAAUGAGUAGUCUUGAAGUCUCUAAUUCAUACUGAAUCCUUUUAUCAGGGAAUCCUGUAGAAUUUCUUCAACUUCCACUCAGACACGAACUUCCAAUUUGUUGUGUGUAAGACUAUUUUAUUUUUCUAGGCAGCUGGAAACUUUUCAACUUUAACAAACUUUGGAAUAGGAACUGAUGUGAAAUGCUGAUGUAAAAGAGCAUUUACAUGUACAAGAGAUGCCCACAAAGAGCAGGUUGUUUCUUCUGGUAUGGUUUGGCAAUGGAUUUGUCCAGUGCAUGAUAGCAAUGUAACAGACUUAGACCUUACAUGUGAAUGCUGGAAGAAACAAAAACACUGUCUUGAAGUGUCAAGCUACUCCUGAAAAGUCUGAAAACGUAACCGCUGUUCAAGUGAUGAAUACCAGGAAAGUAACUGCUUCUUGUAGCCGAAUGAAGCAGGAGAGUGAACUUGUCAGCAAGAAUUGAUCCAGCUUUAGCAAUUACAGGGGAAUACUGCCCAUGGAAAGUGUGUUGUUAGAAGUGGGUGCAAGGGUAGGAAAGGCCUACCUGUGAACCUUCACAGGCUCUUUGUAAAAAUGUUGAAUUCAAUCACUAUCUUUUCAGUGUAGUGUAAACCUCUUAUCCUGUUAAUACCACACAGAGGAACUGAAGAAUGUGUAGAAACCCAGACUGGAACUGGAGUACAAAUCCUGGUUGUGUGUAGGAGUAGGAAGAGUGCUCGAGGUAGGGGUUGUGACUUAGGUGAUAAAGUCAUUAACUGAAACACUAAGUGUACGGUCUCCUGUGAUGGUUCUAGCUGCUCCUGUGUUUCCAUAGACACAUCUGUAGGAUUAAUCUUCCUCACAAGAUUUUGCUUUAGGUGCCCAUGUUUAAUUUGGAAAUCUAUGAAUUCCUGGCUAACUGUGCUGAGAGAUUUGAUUCUGAAGAAUCGCAAGAAAUGAGCCAUGUACACUGCUGUGCAGUGGGCUGUCCACAGAUAACUUCUCAGAGUCUACUCCCUCUGAAGGUGACCACAGUAUCAGCCAUGUGCUUAAUCUGGAGCAAACCUUUGUCCUUGUUGCAGUAAGAAACCAUUAAUCCUAAAAUAUUUUGUUAUUGCUGCUUCAUAAGAGGGUGUUCCUGUGCUGUCCCAAUGUAGCUAAAGCAGUAUCAGUAUUGUGACUGACUGGGUGAUCAGCGGUAGUAGUUUUUUUAAAGACACGGUACCCUUAGAGAUAAGAUACCUUUAAAACUAAAGAAAAACAUGUAUCAUACCACUUUUGUUUUAAACCUAUUUUUAUAGUAUGGGAGAUUAUACUCUUGAAUUUAUUUUGAAAUACAGUAGAACUAUUUUGCAGUGCUUCCUAUCUCCCUGUACACCAAUACAACUGUCUGCUGUGGACCACAUAAAGUUCUUUGUUAUUUGAAGCCACUGGUUUUUUCCUACCUUAACUUACACAUCUGUUUUGAGUAGAUUUGGCUUGUGCCUGCUCUAGAAUGAAGAGGAGAGGAGACGGGUGAAGUAAAAUGUGAGCAUAGGCUGGUUAUCUGCUUUGAUCUUGAAUGCCCAUCAGGCCACAUAUUCUUUCUGAGUGUAGCCCCAUGCUUAGAAUGUUAAUGUUCUAUGAAUUAACAAAACACUAAAAUGUUUGAGGAACACUUCAUUGUAGAUUGAAAUGUGAAGUGUGACAUGCUGUUUUCUGUAGGCUACUUUUUACUAGGGUUUAGAUAAGUCUGGACAUACAUUAAGAGAAAUAUAUCUUCUGGCUUUGUAUAUUUUGUUAAUGGAUGCAUGGUAUGAUUUAUAAUAUAUUCUAUAGUGCAGAUACGACCUAUCUUGUUUAGGGUGAACACUUUAAACUCAGCUGUUGGGGAAGGAGGACUGCCUCUGCUGUUACAAUAAAA
Molecule: messenger RNA, 5194 nt
Organism: Indicator indicator
Lineage: Eukaryota; Metazoa; Chordata; Aves; Piciformes; Indicatoridae
Gene: NBR1
Product: NBR1 autophagy cargo receptor
Exons: 21
Coding region: 42-3089 (1015 amino acids)
Biological process (GO): macroautophagy
Cellular component (GO): phagophore assembly site
Molecular function (GO): ubiquitin binding; zinc ion binding
Source: RefSeq, a predicted model, not a curated record